CCAUGGGUGCGGCGCGUGGGUGCGGCGCGUGGCUCUCCAUCGGCUCCUGUAUAAAUAGCCGGGAUCAGCGGAUCCGUUUUCUGUGGGAACGAAGCGUGAGCAGCGCUGCCGGGGUGAUCCGACGGCUCCUCCUUUUCUAAAAGCGACACAUCAGGGAUUACUGUGUAACGGAUCAGUGCUUCGUCGCUGCUGCUGCUCAGUUCAGGUCUCCACCAGUCCGGUUCCCCACCCGUUGGCUUCUUUAGCAAGCGUUUCUCAAGAUUCACCAUGAUGCAAGUCGGUCCCGAGUUUUCCAGCCACAAACACUCUCUCCUCAACGUGAUGAACCGCUUCAUCGCUGCAACCAACAACAUGGAUGAAACCAUCAUGGUGCCCAGUCUGCUGCGGGAUGUUCCACUGGAGGAGCAGGAGAACCAGGACCCCGUGGUGGACAGCAGCAGUGACAAUGCCGAUCCCGCCUCCCCGGGGAAGCGGAGGGACAUGUACGAGCACUACCUCUUGCUGAAGUCCAUCAAAAACGACAUGGAGUGGGGGUUGCUCAAAAGGGAGAGGAGCGGUGGCGCCAGCUUCCUGGAGAUGGCUGUCAAACAGGAGGAGCCCGCACCGCCCCUCGAGGCCGAGUCAGCCGCGUACGAAGACAACGCGGACCUGGAGAGUCAGUUCCAUUAUCACCUGCGGGGGCUUUUCGGGGUCCUUUCUAAGCUCACUGUACAAGCAGACCACCUCACCAAUCGGUACAAGAGGGAAAUUGGCGGAGGCAACUUCAUGAGAUAGACACGGUCUCAGGUUGAACUCUUGGUUUCUUGUUCCUUUCCGCCGUCUUGCGUCGGCGAGAUGCGCCGCGCGCCGAAGUGGGCCGUUGCGAAGCGUGUCUCGCGUGUCAUGUUCACUACACACAAAGGGCCUUGAGCUCAGAAGAGCGACUAACAUGCAAGUUGCGUCAUGCCAGACUUGCCCAAGCAGGCCCUGCCCAACGAUUGUUCCGGACCGUGACAUUUCGCAUGUCAAGCCUGUAAAUCCCUUAGAAUAAAUAUGCAAAGGUUCAGGGUUAAACGAGGACACACCAGGAAGUAACCCACAUGAGAUUAUUCAGGGAUCUAUAUCUCAUUGACCUUUAUGACUUUAUGACCUUAUUCCAAAAGUUACAACUGUUAAGAGUUUGAGUGGACUUGAGUGACAUAUACUAAAGUAUGAUUUUGCAGGAAGAAAUAUUUCAUUCGAAGCAGAUCGUGUUAGGGUAACAGGUAUGCAGGUGUGUUCGCUGUGGGCCUGCAAACCCUUUUGUCUCAUGGUGGAACAUUAAUUUGGUGAAUUGAUUUUUGUUGAAGUCUAUGAACGGAGAUGUAAUUCACUUGCCCCUCUGAAGUGGCUGUAAUGCUGCUGUUCACACUGAAAAUGUGUAAAACCAGAAAUAAAGAAGUAUGACAUGUUAUUUUUAUUU
This is a messenger RNA of Scleropages formosus (Asian bonytongue), 1441 nucleotides long. RefSeq names its product mid1-interacting protein 1-like. The record is from RefSeq and is a predicted model, not a curated record. The coding region runs from base 268 to 774 and encodes 168 amino acids. Gene Ontology annotation, biological process: regulation of lipid biosynthetic process. Gene Ontology annotation, cellular component: cytosol. Lineage: Eukaryota; Metazoa; Chordata; Actinopteri; Osteoglossiformes; Osteoglossidae. The transcript has 2 exons.